AUGGGAUCAUCCUCCAGCUGCUGUGGUUCUGAGAAGGUCGAUGAAAGGAUGACAAUUGGUGCAGUAGGAAACAGUAGUAGUACAUGGAGGAUAUUUACAUACAAGGAGUUGCAAGUAGCUACCGAUGGAUUUAGUGAGGAUAAUAAACUUGGUGAAGGAGGUUUUGGAAGUGUCUACUGGGGUAGAACUGCGGAUGGCCUUCAGAUAGCAGUAAAGAAGUUGAAAUCAAUGAAUUCAAAAGCAGAGAUGGAAUUUGCAGUGGAAGUUGAAGUUCUAGGAAGGGUAAGGCACAAGAACCUGUUGGGGCUAAGGGGUUAUUGUGCAGGUGGUGCUGAACAACGCCUCAUUGUGUAUGAUUACAUGCCAAAUCUCAGCUUGCUUUCUCAUCUCCACGGCCAAUUUGCUGGCCAAGUCCACUUAGAUUGGAAAAGAAGAAUGAAUAUCGUUAUUGGCUCUGCACAAGGCCUUCUGUACCUGCACCACAAAGUGACACCUCACAUCAUUCACAGAGACAUAAAGGCUAGUAAUGUGCUUUUGGAUUCAAAUUUUGAACCACUUGUUGCAGAUUUUGGGUUUGCAAAGCUAAUUCCAGAGGGUGUUAGCCACAUGACCACCCGUGUUAAGGGCACCUUAGGAUACCUAGCACCAGAAUAUGCUAUGUGGGGAAAGGUUUCAGAGAGUUGUGAUGUUUAUAGUUUUGGAAUUCUUCUAUUAGAGAUUCUCACAGGAAGGAAGCCCAUAGAAAAGCUCCCCGGUGGCGUUAAGAGGACAAUAACCGAAUGGGCUGAGCCACUGAUACUUAAAGGGAGGUUUAAAGAACUUGUUGAUCCGAAGCUUAGAGGAAAUUUCGAUGAAAACCAACUGAAACAAGGGAUCCAUGUGGCUGCGCUAUGCAUGCAAAGUGAGGCCGAGAAGAGGCCUACCAUGAAAGAAGUGGUUGGACUUUUGAAAGGGUAUGAUCCGAAGAGCGAAGAAAAGCAACUGAGAAUUGAAAGUAUCAGAUAUGAGGAAGGCUUAAUGGCAAAAGACCAGGAUAGUGAUGAUGAAAAUGGUGGCGGUUCUCCUUAUGACGAAAGUAGUGCUGCUUAUGGGGUUUUUGGUGCCAUGGAUGUGCAAAAGAUGCAAGACCCUUAUAAGCAAUAUGGAGACAGAAGAACUGCCAAACAUGGGUGAGAGGAAGAGAGAGUUUGUUGUGCUCUCGAUGUGUGAUGAUGAUAUGAAAAAUCACACAGUAUUCCCCCAACAGUGGGAAAAUCAAGGGUUUGAGGGAAUUGUUACUUCUGUUUUUUAGAAAUGAAAGUGAAGAAACAACACUAUGCAUGGGUUCAUUUUUUAUUUUUUUAUUUUUUUGACUUUUUAUGUGGAUUUCUUCAUUAAAUGAUGGAUGAAGAUUUUAAGACUUAGUUUAUUGAGAUCAACAAUAAAGACAAUGAAGGAGAAACAAGAAAAAAGUAA
Messenger RNA from Camellia sinensis, 1455 nucleotides. The record is from RefSeq and is a predicted model, not a curated record. NCBI's taxonomy places the organism in Eukaryota, Viridiplantae, Streptophyta, Magnoliopsida, Ericales, Theaceae.